AUGUCGCUAGAGAAGCAUAUAGAGAAAGUGCUUUUUAGCGCCGAAGUAAUCGCGAAUCGGGUGGGCCAACUUGGAUCCGAGAUUACUUCUGAUUUCUCCGGUGAAUCGGAGUCGCCUGUUUUCGUCGGUGUAGCCACCGGUGCUUGCCUCUUCUUGGCUGACCUCGUAAGGCGAAUCGAUGUACCCAUCUCUAUCGAUUUCAUCAGAGUUGAGUCUUACGGCUCUGGUACUGUCUCUAGUGGAGCUCCCAGAAUUUCAUUUGACUUGAAGCUGGACGUCACGAACAAGCACGUUAUCUUGGUCGAGGACAUUGUGGAUACUGGCAAUACACUCAGCUGCCUAAUCGAGCACCUGAAAUCGAAAAAGGCAUCGUCUGUUUCAGUCUGCACGCUACUCGACAAGCCAUCGAGAAGAAAGGUUCAUUUCAAGCUGGUUGGAAUUGGGAAGUUCUACAGUGGAUUUGAGUGUCCAGAUGACUUCGUCGUGGGCUAUGGCAUGGACUUUGCAGAGCAAUACCGCAACCUAUCUUACAUUGGCGUAUUGAAGCCUGAAUUUUACAUGUGA
This is a messenger RNA of Arabis nemorensis, 564 nucleotides long. NCBI's taxonomy places the organism in Eukaryota, Viridiplantae, Streptophyta, Magnoliopsida, Brassicales, Brassicaceae. The record is from the annotation of a GenBank genome assembly.